Molecule: messenger RNA, 1417 nt
Organism: Glossina fuscipes
Lineage: Eukaryota; Metazoa; Arthropoda; Insecta; Diptera; Glossinidae
Product: short/branched chain specific acyl-CoA dehydrogenase, mitochondrial
Exons: 4
Coding region: 148-1395 (415 amino acids)
Cellular component (GO): mitochondrion
Molecular function (GO): acyl-CoA dehydrogenase activity; flavin adenine dinucleotide binding
Source: RefSeq, a predicted model, not a curated record
AGCUCGCAGUCAGAAAUUAUAGAUUGACGUGUACACUAUACACUAUAGUGUGCUGGUGAUUUGUGCUGUGGUUUAUUGUAAUAGAAUUAAUUUAAACUAUCAUAUACAUCUAUACGUACAUAUAUAUAUAUAUAUAUUUAGUAUAAAAUGAAUGCUUUAAGAAAAUUACCAAAACGUUUUAUCUUUAACGCUUUGCGUCAACAACAACAAUGUGCAAUGUCCUCGGUCAACGCCAGCACGCCCCCUCCUUUGAUUUCUUUAACCGAGGAUGAAAAGGUGAUGAAAGAAACCGUUGCCAAAUUAGCCCAAGAGCAAAUAGCGCCAUUUGUGAAGAAAAUGGAUGAAAAUCACAAAUUUGAGGAGUCGGUGGUUAAGGCGAUGUUUGAGAACGGUCUAAUGGGUAUUGAAAUUGAUUCCGAAUUGGGUGGUAGUGCUUGUAACUUCCUAACAACUAUUCUGACUGUGGAAGAACUUUCGAAAGUUGAUCCUGCGGUAGCCGCUCUAGUUGAUAUUCACAAUACCUUAGUGAAUUCAUUAAUUAUGAAAGUGGCAACGAAAGAGCAAAAGGAAAAGUAUCUACCAAAAUUAGCUCAGGAGUAUCCUGGCAGUUUUGCCUUAACUGAGCCUGGUUCCGGUUCGGAUGCGUUUUCGUUAAAGACUGUAGCUAAAAAAGAUGGCAAACACUAUGUGAUCAAUGGCACGAAAAUGUGGAUCUCUAAUUCCGAUCUGGCUGGCUUAUUUAUUGUCUUUGCUAAUGCUAAACCUGAGGAUGGCUAUCGCGGUAUUACAACGUUCUUAGUAGAACGUAACACUCCUGGUUUGACCAUUAACAAACCUGAAGAUAAAUUGGGUAUACGUGCUUCCGGCACCUGUAUGCUCACUUUCGAAGACGUUCGUAUACCUGAAGAGAAUUUAUUAGGCACCUUUGGUCACGGUUAUAAAUAUGCAGCUGGUUUUCUAAACGAGGGCCGUGUAGGAAUUGCUGCCCAAAUGAUUGGUUUGGCUCAGGGUUGUUUUGAUCACACGAUCCCUUACUUAAUGGAUCGUAAGCAAUUCGGUACCGAGGUUUACAAUUUUCAAUCAAUGCAACAUCAAAUUGCUGCCGUGGCCACUGAAAUAGAAGCAGCUCGUUUGCUUACUUACAAUGCCGCCCGUAUGGUUGAGCAUGGCAUACCAUUUGUAAAGGAGGCUGCUAUGGCGAAAUAUUAUGCAUCCGAGGUGGCUCAACGCGCUACUAUCAAAUGUAUCGACUGGAUGGGUGGCGUUGGUUUCACACGUGACUUCCCACAAGAAAAAUAUUAUCGUGAUGUAAAGAUCGGUGCAAUAUACGAAGGCACCACCAAUAUGCAGCUCAGUACCAUUGCGAAAUUAAUCAAAAAGGAGUAUACACACUAAGAGUACAAUGGACUUCCAUGGA